This is a messenger RNA of Parnassius apollo (apollo), 303 nucleotides long. NCBI's taxonomy places the organism in Eukaryota, Metazoa, Arthropoda, Insecta, Lepidoptera, Papilionidae. The record is from the annotation of a GenBank genome assembly.
AUGGUUUCAAAAAACGGUGGUGGUGGCGAGUCAUCAGUUACAGUUCUUUUUAUGAAAGAAAUUGCUCAUGCACAUGAAUUUGAGUCCGUAAGUCAACUGUCUUUGACUCUUGGAAAUAUGUGGGAGAUAUACGGCCAUGGUCCGGUCGUAGAUUCCGUUUUGUCAGUGGUAUUCAUAAUAAAUGUUGUUUUUGUCAAGGCUUUAGAAUGUCAAGAAAAGGCUCCAAGUGAAGAAGGUCUGGGAUACAAAGUUGAUUUGAAACUAACUAAAAAUGUUACCUGCUGGCUCUUUAGUUGUGUUUGA